AUGCACGAUCAUAAGGCGAACGACACCAAAAAACCCGAGGAGGGAAAUUGGUCGGAGAGACCUCCUGACACCAUGCGGGUGAUUGGCCCAGGAGGAGCGAUCAUUCGAGCCGCAACAGCCAAGCAGGCCCGCUCCACAGGACCGGAGAAGACUGGGAAGUUGUGGGGAUCCCCCUAUGACGACGAUGAUAUCUUCUUUCUUCUCGUCGGGCCGUCUUUGCAGGGUCCCCAGCGCCUUGCGUGCGAAUCAGCGUGCCGGACGCUGCAGUGGACGCAGUGGACUGGCGCUAGAAGCCUGACAAGAACCUUCGAUGACUUCCAUCCCUUUUCUAGCGUCUUUCUGGCCAGGAUCCGCAUCACUUCCUGGCCGGUUCACCGCCAAUCACCGGUGCCCCGACCGGGGGGGCUGUGUGGUGACUCUGGCAUCCUGGUCCGAGUCUCGAUGCGACCGUCCCUUUGCCGUGGGUUUUGGCUCUGGAUCGGAGCCCAUCCGCAGCUCUAG
This is a messenger RNA of Aspergillus steynii IBT 23096, 501 nucleotides long. RefSeq lists its product as uncharacterized. Bases 1 to 501 code for a protein of 166 amino acids. The transcript has a single exon. NCBI's taxonomy places the organism in Eukaryota, Fungi, Ascomycota, Eurotiomycetes, Eurotiales, Aspergillaceae. The record is from RefSeq and is a predicted model, not a curated record.